AAUUUAAAUUUAUAUGUAUAUGUAGGAUAUGCAUCCAUUGUGGAACAGUCUCAUCAUCUUGCUACUGGCUGUAGCCGUUGGUGCAUUUCAAGAGGAGUCAAUAUUCGAAGAAGAAGAUAUCUAUAAUCAAGCAUUACCAUCAGUUCCUUUCACUGGUAUAACUGUACCAGGUACAAAAUGGUGCGGACCUGGCAAUACAGCAACCAAUUAUAAUGAUUUGGGAACUCAACGUGAGUCGGACACAUGCUGUAGGGAACAUGACCAUUGUGAAAAAAUACUGGAGCCAAGACAAACCUUACAUGGACUUAAUAACACCGAUUUAUUUCCUAUUAUGAAAUGCACUUGUGAGCAAACAUUCUUGAACUGCCUACAAUCUAUUAAUAAUAUGGUUGCAAAUACAUUGGGACGAGUCUACUUUGGUACUCGCAAAAUAUGCUUCGCAAACGGAUAUCCAAUAUUAAGUUGCAAAGAGCAUCAAAAAGGGACUUUUAGACAGCGUUGCAUACGUUAUGAAGUGGAUAAAACACGCGCAAAAAUUUGGCAGUUCUAUGAUAUACCAUUUUAUAGCUAUAAGCGAUAGCUUUUGAUUUGCGAACAUAUGAAUUUUAAAUGAAAUUAAUGAAUGUAUAGAGAAAUAAAGGCAUAAGAGCAAAUGUUAAGUAUUAACUCACUAA
Molecule: messenger RNA, 674 nt
Organism: Bactrocera oleae (olive fruit fly)
Lineage: Eukaryota; Metazoa; Arthropoda; Insecta; Diptera; Tephritidae
Gene: sPLA2
Product: secretory Phospholipase A2
Biological process (GO): arachidonate secretion; phospholipid metabolic process
Source: RefSeq, a predicted model, not a curated record